Messenger RNA from Ctenocephalides felis (cat flea), 1839 nucleotides. RefSeq names its product aspartate--tRNA ligase, cytoplasmic-like. The record is from RefSeq and is a predicted model, not a curated record. The transcript is spliced from 2 exons. Gene Ontology annotation, cellular component: cytosol; cytoplasm; aminoacyl-tRNA synthetase multienzyme complex. The coding region runs from base 198 to 1772 and encodes 524 amino acids. Gene Ontology annotation, biological process: aspartyl-tRNA aminoacylation. Gene Ontology annotation, molecular function: RNA binding; ATP binding; aspartate-tRNA ligase activity. Lineage: Eukaryota; Metazoa; Arthropoda; Insecta; Siphonaptera; Pulicidae.
GCCCCGGCUCCAUGUGCUUUCGUUGUAUGUGUUUGUGUUAUCGGGUUUCUGAAUGUAAAUGGCAUUUUUAUGUAUAAAUUUAUCUAAUAGAUACCGCCAAUAAGCUUAUUAACAUAUGUCAAGGUGAUCUUCAAUCCAGACUUAAAUUCAAUACUGUUUUUAUAAAAUUGCAUUUAUAACCAAAAAUUUUAACAAAUAUGGAAGGGGAUGCUUCAGCAGCACAGUCUAAAAAAGCAGCCAAAAAAUUAGCUAAGGAUGCUGCAAAAGCAGCUAAAAAAGCUGAGCAUAAAGCAGCAAAUGCUACAGAAGAACCUGCAGAAACAGAAGACUACUCAGUGAACAAAUAUGGUGCUAUGAAAAUGAUUCAAUCGACUGGAGAAAACGUUGAUAGAGUAUUUACUGAUGUGUCACUCUUAGAGCCUUCGUUAGAAGGGAAAGUUGUUUGGGUUCGUGGGCGUGUCCAUACGUCACGUUCCAAAGGCAAACAGUGUUUCCUAGUCUUGAGACAACAAUCGUAUAGUGUACAAUGCAUAAUUGCUGUCAAUGAAGCAAUAUCAAAACAAAUGGUUAAAUUUGUCGGCAACAUCCCUAAAGAAUCCAUUGUAGAUAUUGAAGCUAAAGUUGUCAAAGUUGCUCAGAACAUAGAAAGCUGUACACAACAACUUGUUGAGUUAUCAGUCAACCAAGUCUUCGUUGUAUCCCAAUCCAAACCUCAGUUACCUUUACAAAUCGAUGAUGCAAGCCGGCCAGAAAAGAAUCUGUCUGAAGAUGCUUUGAAUAUUAGAGUUAACCAAGAUACUAGAUUAGAUAAUAGAAUUUUGGAUUUGCGUACGCCUGCAAAUCAAGCUAUAUUCAGAUUAGAAGCCGGCGUUUGCAAAUUGUUUAGAGAUAUUUUAACUGAAAAAGGUUUCGUUGAGAUUCACACCCCAAAAAUCAUAUCAGCGGCUAGUGAGGGUGGUGCUAAUGUUUUCACAGUUAGUUACUUCAAAGGCUCAGCUUACUUGGCACAAAGUCCACAGUUGUACAAACAAAUGGCGAUAGCAGCAGACUUUGAUAAAGUGUUUACAGUCGGUGCUGUUUUCAGAGCUGAAGACUCUAAUACUCACAGACAUUUAACUGAAUUUGUUGGUCUUGACUUGGAAAUGGCAUUUAAGUAUCAUUAUCAUGAAGUAUUGAAUACGAUUGGUGAUACUUUCACAAAGAUGUUUAGAGGCUUGCGUGAUAACUAUGCUUCUGAAAUAGCAGCUGUUGGCCAACAAUUUGCUGUGGAGCCUUUCACAUUUUUAGAUCCACCUCUAAUUUUACAAUUUCCUCAAGCAUUGAAAAUGUUGCGUGAUGCCGGUGUCACAAUUGGUGAUGAAGAUGAUUUAUCAACUCCUGAUGAAAAAUUACUUGGAAAACUAGUUAGAAACAUGUACAACACCGAUUUUUAUAUUCUGGAUAAAUAUCCAUUGGCCGUAAGGCCAUUUUAUACAAUGCCAGAUCCUAAGAACCCCAAAGCAUCUAAUUCAUACGACAUGUUCAUGAGGGGUGAAGAAAUUUUAUCUGGUGCUCAAAGAAUACACGAUCCUGAAUUUCUGACUGAACGAGCCAAACAUCAUGGAAUUGAUAUUAGUAAAAUUGCUGCUUACAUUGACUCGUUCCGUUACGGGUGUCCCCCACAUGCCGGCGGCGGUAUUGGUAUGGAGCGUGUCGUUAUGCUGUACUUGGGUCUCGACAACAUUCGCAAGACUUCAAUGUUCCCACGUGAUCCCAAAAGAAUUACUCCUUAAAUUAUAUAAUAUGUUAAAGAUUGAAAUGUUUGUAUAUAUAUUAUGUAUUUGGUAAUAUAUAGCAUGG